This is a messenger RNA of Meleagris gallopavo (turkey), 1670 nucleotides long. Lineage: Eukaryota; Metazoa; Chordata; Aves; Galliformes; Phasianidae. The record is from RefSeq and is a predicted model, not a curated record.
AAAAGAUGUUUUAUUUUGUAGGUGCAUGUAUAUUUCUGGAGUGCCUGGAACAGGUAAAACUGCAACUGUUCAUGAAGUGAUUCGCUGUCUUCAGCGAGCUACAGAAGAUGAUGACCUACCAUCAUUCCAGUUCAUAGAGAUCAAUGGCAUGAAGCUUACUGAUCCUCACCAAGCUUAUGUGCAGAUUCUAGAGUUACUAACAGGUCAGAAGGUGACAGCAACUCAUGCUGCAGUGCUGUUGGCAAAACUGUUCUGCACACCUGGACCAAAGAGGAAGACCACGGUGCUGGUAGUGGAUGAGCUUGAUCUUCUGUGGACCCGAAAGCAGAAUGUGAUGUACAACUUAUUUGACUGGCCGACUCAAAAGCACUCCAAGUUAAUCAUCCUGGCCAUUGCUAACACCAUGGACUUGCCAGAGAGAAUAAUGAUGAACAGAGUGUCUAGCAGGCUGGGUCUCACCAGAAUGUCCUUUCAGCCUUAUACCUACAAACAGCUACAGCAAAUUAUUUCAUCUAGACUGAACAGUGUGAAGGCAUUUGAGGAGGAUGCAAUUCAGCUAGUUUCCAGAAAGGUAGCAGCGCUGUCUGGGGAUGCAAGGCGUUGCCUUGAUAUCUGCAGAAGGGCUGCUGAGAUCUGUGAGUUUUCUGGCCAAAAGAGUUCUCAUGAGAUAGUCAGGAUGACCCACAUAACACAAGCCAUAGAUGAAAUGUUCUCAUCACCAUAUAUAAAGGCAAUCAGGAAUGCCUCAUUGCACGAACAAAUCUUUUUUAAAGCAAUUUUAGCAGAGUUUCGCAGGGCGGGAGUUGAGGAGGCAACAAUUCAACAGGUCUAUCAUCAACACAUAUCACUGUGCAGAAUGGAGGGCAUGCAGAGCCCAACAGUGUCAGACAUCUUGGCCAUUUGUGCCAGGCUUGGUGCCUGCAGGCUGCUGCUGCUGGAGUCCAGCAGUAAAUACCUUCACAUGCGUGUGCGCCUCAACAUCAGCCAGGAUGAUGUCAUGUAUGCACUCAAGGAUGACUAAGGCAAUAGAGAUUUUAUUUUUAUAUAUGUACAAAUAUUUUAAAGAUGGUCUAUUUUAUUUUUUUAAGUACUGAUAAAAUAGUAGGUUGUAUUUUUAAAUAUUUUUGUGUGGUGUAUCAAAGCACUUUGUACAAUAAAGAACUCCCUUUGGAGCAUUUUAAAUACUUGAAACGAAACAAUCUGCUUCAAAAGCACUGUUGGUAAGCAGUCCCCUUCCAGCUGAGGUGUGUGAGCUGGAAUUGAUUACUGGCAUCAGUGCUUCUCAGCUUAUCCCUGUGGAGCUGCUUUUGUUGUGACCAGCCCUGUCGUUGUGGCAUUAGUUUUCCUUUUUUUUUUUUUUUUUGUUGAGUACAAAAGAUGUGUUUGAGGUAUCCUUAAACCUUUGUUGUUUGUGUCUCGAAAGUGAACUUUACAUCUGUUGAAGGAUUCUUUGCAACCAUGGAGCUAUGUGUGUGACUGACGGCUUUUGUUACUUUUAAUCAACUUUGUGUAUGCUUGGUGUUGAGAAUUGCUUUAAAGAAAUAACCUCCGCCUGAAACCUGCCUUCAACCUGACUGCUCCCAGACCUGUAUCCAAGGGUUGGAGAUGGGGCGGUUUGAGAACUGCGUUCGUGUUGUGUGAAUAAAACGUGCCCGUGGCUUAAGCUGCAA